Messenger RNA from Electrophorus electricus (electric eel), 8976 nucleotides. RefSeq names its product HIVEP zinc finger 1 (gene hivep1). Gene Ontology annotation, cellular component: nucleus. Lineage: Eukaryota; Metazoa; Chordata; Actinopteri; Gymnotiformes; Gymnotidae. Gene Ontology annotation, biological process: regulation of transcription by RNA polymerase II. The record is from RefSeq and is a predicted model, not a curated record. Gene Ontology annotation, molecular function: DNA-binding transcription factor activity, RNA polymerase II-specific; RNA polymerase II cis-regulatory region sequence-specific DNA binding.
UUCCUGCAAUAGAAAGUGAGAGAGGGUAGAGAAAAAAAAAACAAACAAACAGAUCUUUCCCUCUGACCGUUAAGGUGUAUGAUAGUAGAAAUUUCUACAAUUAGGACUGCACCUGAGUCCAAGAACUCUGGUGUUCCACGCAUCACCUGUUCCUACGAUGCAUCAUUGAGUGAAACAAACCUGGUGGAACAAACCCCCUUCCUCCACCCAAGAAACCACCCUAGCAAAAAAAAGAACAGAAAAUGCCGCGCACUAAACAGAACAAUCCCAAAAACCUAAAAGAUAAGAUUGAGGAGGCACAGAAGGAGCUAAAGGAGCCCAGGGGUUCUCAGAAAGGCAGAAAUGAAGGCAUUGGCAGAGGUUCUGAUGGCAUCAAAGGACUAAAGAGGAAAAAGAUCGUGGCUGAAAAUCAGCUAAAGAAAAUACCCAAGUCUCCUGUCAAGAAGCAGUCACAGAGCAAGAAGCCUGUUUCCCCAUCCAGCUGUACUUCAUUCAAAAAAGCAACAUCGUCCUCUUUAUUCUCCAAGAAUCUCAUUGAUAGUUCCCCCAAGUCAACCCAAGACUCUGAAGAUGAUCAGCAGGAGACAUUAUCAGAGACGACAGUAAAAGUGGAGAACAAGAAUUUGACCACCUUAGAGCCAAAGGUUCUUGUCCACACAAGGGGUGUGGAACAGACUUGUGUUGGAGAGUUAGUUCAGACCAAAAGCUGGAGUGAGAAGACCAGUGCCAAAGGCACGACUCGUUCUCGCACGGCUGAUCCUCUGGAAGUCCUGCUCAAGGCUAUGGAACCAGACUUCAACACGCUGACAGAGAAGAAGACCUGCAAUCCAAUUGGACAACUUGGGAAAUCCUCUUCCAUUCCUGCUGCCCAUUCAGAGGUUUGUGUGGCUAUGCCAGCAGUUAAUUUUGGUUCUCAGUCACAGGCUGCUCUGAUGCAGCCAUAUAAUCCAGACAAGUGCCAGUUCAGUAAUGUUGGAUCCACAACAGUCCUGGCAGCCCUGCAGCAGUCUUCCCAGCAACAGUUCAUAGUGGCAACUGAUUGCCAUCAUGACAAGCCAGGCCUCCAAAAGAGCUACAGUGCAGGUCCAUCUCUUACACUGACUCAUGCCCCUGUUCCCUCAGGGUCCAAUGGUUUGCCUCAAAGUCAGCCACCUGUAGUGCAGACAUGCCAGUCUCUUUCUGCCACUGUCCCUAACCCCAUCCAGGUCCCAGUCACACCUGGGUUUAAUUCUGUCCAGCUGGCAACUGUCGUCAACUUUGGCAUGAAUCAAAUGUGUGAUGUCUCUGGAAAAGAUCAGAAACCAAAGAAGCAAGGGAAGUAUGUUUGUGAGUAUUGUAACAGAGCAUGUGCCAAACCAAGUGUUCUGCUGAAGCACAUAAGAUCUCACACUGGAGAGAGACCCUACCCUUGUGUUACAUGUGGUUUCUCAUUCAAGACAAAGAGCAACCUCUACAAACAUAAAAAGUCUCAUGCCCAUGCCAUCAAAUUAGGGCUUGUUUCCAAAGACUCUGGAAGUGGGUCUCUGUCUCAAGAAUCUGAUAAGGGCCUUGGUACCCAUUCAGAUGUGGAGGAAAGUGGUGAAAGUGAUGAGGAGGUUAGCACAGCUGACUUGGACCCUGAUUCUUCACAGAGCAGCCUGACUGCUUUAUCUGAGAGCAGUUUGCAUAGUUCAGGCACAAUUCCAGGCAGCCAAGGGGAGGCAGAGCAAUCAGUGGUAUUUGAAAAUCUGAAAUCUUUCACUAGUCAGAAAGGCUGUGAACCCAAAGCUACUGCUGCUCUCCCUAAAGUUGUUGUCUACCCUGUCAAUGUUUCACCCUUGCGGGCAGAUAGUCCAAGAGUUACAGAUUCUACACCAGAGCAAGCGACUGCCCAGAGACAAAGGGACUUCCAAACAGCAAGUCUAAGGUCCAACAUAACUGUCUUGUCUUCACUGAAAGAGGUGGACUGUGUGAGUCCCUUACAGGAUUCCAUAAGUGAUGAUGAGGAUCAGCAAUACAAAUCUCCACCAGGGAGUGGACACGCACAGCUUCAGAGACAACAAGCAACAGACUGCUCUCAGCAGCCCCAAGGCAAAUGCCUGCUUAGCCCAAGAAGUCUGGGAAGCACAGACUCUGGUUACUUUUCUCGAUCUGAAAGUGCAGACCAAGCCAUGAGCCCUCCAAGCCCUUUUGUCAAGAUUACUCCUCCAACAGAAAGUGAUCAUAUGAAAAGUCCACAGGCUGUACAAUCCCCUGUAGCGGCAACUGUCAUGCAUUCAGCACCUGUUGAAAAGCUGCCUGUUCUGCCAGGACAGAUGCGUCCUCCAUUUGAAGCAAAGGCUCUUUCUCUGGAAGAGCGCAUCUCCAAGUUGAUAUCCGAUAAUGAAGCUGUUGUUGAUGCCAAGCAACUUGAUAGUGUCAAACCAAGACGGACGUCACUUUCCCGAAGAGGUAGCAUAGAUUCCCCCAAAUCUUACAUAUUCAAAGACUCUUUUCAGUUUGAUCUAAAACCUGUAGUAAGAAGGUCUAGCUCCAAUUCUGACAUACCAAAAUCUCCCUUCACGCCUACAGAUAAAUCCAAACCAAUAUUUCUUCUCUCCGUACCUCCACAAUAUCCAACUCUAGAUUGUUUACCAAUUACAAGAAGUAAUUCAAUGCCUACAACACCUGGCCAAUCAGCUGUUCUCCCCAAUGCUACCCCUCAGCCCCAUCCUUUAAGGAUCUGCCAUUCAUUUGAUGACAAAAUUAGUUCACUAAAUGAUGAUGUGUUUUCUUCAGCCCCUCCCACACCAAAUCCGGUUGUACAUCGAACUUUAGUCAGACAGAUAGCAGUUGAGGAUUUAUCCACAAAUGAGGGUCAUGUGCUCCUUUCUGUUCAUUCCAUGGACGAGAGUCAUCAUGGACCAAGUAUUACUCAAGAGAUGCGAAGUAAGUCAUUUGAUCAUGCACCUGAAAGAACUCGAAAGACCCAUCAAAGCAAAGGGACAACGUAUGAAUGUGAGACCUGCCGUAAUCGGUAUCGAAAAUUAGAAAACUUUGAAAAUCAUAAAAAGUUUUAUUGCUCUGAAUUGCAUGGUCCAAAGAACAAAAUUGUGUCAGUCAGAGAUAUUGAAUCUGAAGUGUUUGUACGUGGAAACCAGCAACCAGUUAUGAGCAGAAGUGCAUUUAUUCCAGGCAUUGUGGAGCAACCAAUGAUGAUCAGAAAAAGACGGAAAAUGAAAAGUGUAGGAGAUGAUGAUGAUCAAUCUCCAACUGAAACUACACCUCCAUGUUCAAGAAGUUUUGAUUCUUGCCAGAUGUCUGUGGGUUUUUCAGGAAAUUCAUAUACCCAGCACACACACACCUCCUGUAACCCUCCUAUUGUAGGUCCAAUUCAGCUUAUUGCUAGAGGUACUGAAGAGUCAAGGUUGUCUCCAAUACGAGAAAGCCAGGUCAGCACAUCUAAUAAAGAAAGAACUGAACUGCAGAGACAAGGAAGUGGUACAUCAGUCAUUCGGCACACUAAUUCACUAAGCCGACCAAAUUCUUUUGAAACUUCUGAGUCCAUAGACCGAUCAUCUCCUGUUGAUUGUGUGGAAAAAGAGACCAGGAACUCAGCAAAAAGCCAUCCUGAAGGUACAAUGAGCUCAACUUUGCAAAGCUAUCAUGAAAAAAUGUCAACACCCAAAUGUGCCAACCAAGGAAUGGACCAUCAUGAUAAACAAGCUUCAUCAGUCACUAGUGACAGCUGUACACAUACUCAGUCAAGGUUAGUUCGCCAAAAUAAUAUUCAAGUCCCUGAAAUCCUUGUAACAGAAGAACCAGAGAGAGAGCAUGAAACUCAAUUGAAUGAAUCCACAGAGAAACCUCAAGAAACAUUUAACUGGCCUCAAAGGAGUGAGAGCUUAUCCAAACUUCCAACGGAAAAACUCCCACCUAAGAAGAAGCGAAUAAGACUGGCUCAGAUGGAACACUCCUCAGGGGAGUCCAGCUUUGAGUCAAGUCUUUCUCGUAGCCUCAGCAGAGACAGUAGCUUGUCAAGGUGCUCCAGUAUAUCAGCCUCAUUUGACAGAGAUGAUCCACCAAGGUCAGAAAGCCCAUGCCGGGCAGAGGCUGUUAGGAAACCACCAGAUGCCCCAGUACUCCCUGUAGCAAACACAUUAGGAGUCCCAGGAAUAAUGCGACGAGCUGCCUCAGAGCAAAUCAGUUGCACUCAACCAUCUGUUGAAGUUUCUAGUGACUAUCGUAGCAAAUCCUUUGACUUCAGCAACAUGUCGCCUGGUAGGUCUUUGUCACAAACAGCAUCUACAAAGGCUACAUAUUGUGCUCCACAUCCCCAGGUGCCUCUUAUUGAAAGAAGAAGAGGGCCUCUUGUACGCCAAAUGUCUUUGAAGAUUGGAACAGAGACACAACAAAUAUCAGGGAAACAAACAGUCUCCCUCCAGAGAGCCCCCUCUGCUGUCUUCUCUGUAUCUCAACACAGACCAAUAAAUGUAAAUAAGCCUGCACUUGUUGAGCCUUUUGUGCUGCAGUCUGUGGAGGGACUUUUGCAGAAGAAUGAGCAAAUGGUUCAAAGUAUCAACCUUGGUAGUCAUACACAGCAGCCACAAGUACAUGGUCUUCCUCACCCGUGGCACCAGACCUCAAGGGUUGUUCAAUGUCAGAAGUUACAACCUGUGGUCCAUGUUGUACCUGGUCAUUCUGAUGUGCAGAAGUCCUCUGAUAUACAAAAUAAGAAGACCUUUGUACCUAAGUACCAGCUGCAGUUUCCAGUUUUAAAAACAGGCCAAGCAUAUUCUUUCACUGGGGUGCAAGCUGCACAAAUUACCUUGCCUGUUAUUACAAUACCAAUUGCAAAUGAGAUCAAAGUAUCAAAGGCAAAUGAUGGGAUAAAAAAAAUUUAUGUAGCUCAAUCAAGUAACCCUAAGGCCUCAGUUGUUAAACCUGUUGAUUCACAAGUUGACACAGCCUCACAGAUUUCAUCAGGCAGUGCUGCUGUUCCACAGAUCCUUAUCACUCAUGAACAUACACUGCCAACCUCUACAGUGGCUUCUAAGGUAAACUUUCCAGCCAUGCCUACAAUAAGUAGUGAUUCAAAAAAUGGAACAAACAGCCAAAAUGGCCAACCACAUGAGUCUGUUGGCAUCCCAGUGAAAAAUAAUUCUAUUACCAUGAACCAGAACCAGAAUACUCAAUCACUUGUUUCAUUACAGUGCACUCAGAAACUGGCAUCAGUAAGUCUUUGCCCACAACAGGAACCCACUGCCUCCAGUAAACGUAUGCUUUCCCCUGCCAACAGUCUGGAUAUUGCCAUGGAGAAGACUCAGAAGCGGGCUAAAGAUGAUCAUGGCGCUGCAUGCCUGACAGAAGGUCGAUCACUCAACUACCUGAACUCAAAGAUGUCAGAGUUGACCAGGCAACGUAAGUUAAUGCUGGUUCGACAGGUCUGCACCACUGAACCAGUAGACAGUCCAAUAGAAACAGAUGCCCCUGAACAAUUGCCUGAAAGCACAGAAUGUGAAAAAGACAAUCAGACAUCAGUUUGUCACACAACAAUGCCUGAAGAUAAUGAACAAGAAAUGGAGAGUAGGACACCUACCACAACAGUACAGCCUAUGUCAGUACCUGCUAUGCAUUCCUUAGGAGUGCAAAGCUCCUCUGGACCUGGAAACAGUGCACUGAAGUCACAGGAAAAGCCUGAGGAGCAGAGAUGGUGUCCAGCCAAAUCUCUAGUUAGACCUCCCACCUUUCAGGGACAAGUGAAAUUAGCUUCCUCUGUGUCUGUGGUCAAUACACGAGACAGCCAUCGUCUGUCUUUCCCAAGUCUGAAAACAGCUACAACCUUCACCUGGUGUUUCCUUAUGAAACGGAAACCUCUACAUAUUCAGCAGACAGAUCAGAGAAUCUCAGCUUAUUCUGCCUGGGCCGUCAAGCCUAAUAACCCAAAUCCACUGGGUCUUCCCACCAAAGUAGUCAUGUCUCUGUUUGAUUCAAAACAGACCUCCAAGAAAAUAUUGUAUACCCAAGCUAUAACGACAAGCUUAAAAUCGGACAUAUUAACCUACUCUGGAAAAUUAAAGGAUAUCUUGCCAAAGGUCUUGAAUCAGCCAAAGCUUCCAUCAUCUGAGAAUUGCAGCAAAGCAAAACCAGCCAGUGAGUUAAGCCAGGAGACAGACUCCUCCAAAACCGAGCCUCGGCGGGUGAAGAUCUUUGAUGGAGGUUACAAAUCUAAUGAAGAAUAUGUGUAUGUGAGGGGUCGUGGGAGAGGAAAGUACAUCUGUGAGGAGUGUGGGAUCCGCUGCAAAAAACCAAGCAUGCUCCGCAAACACAUCCGCACUCACUCAGAUGUCCGUCCCUAUCACUGUGCGCAGUGCAAUUUCUCCUUCAAAACUAAAGGAAAUCUUACAAAGCACAUGAAGUCCAAGGCCCAUAGUAAGAAGUGCAUGGAGAUGGGAGUUGCCAUUGGCAUCAUUGAAGACCAGGAGACAGAAGACUCAGGAGGAAGAGCUGGCAGUGCGGAUCGACCAGACUCUGAUGGUGAUGACUCAGAUGGACCUGAUGAUGAGGAUAAUGAUGGGGAGGAGGAAGACGAGGAGGACAGCCAGGCAGAAUCGGGACUCUCUGCCACACCCUCUGUCUCUGCCAGCCCCCAGCACCUCUCCUCCAACCAGGCCGACCCCGUGCCAAGCUCUCUUCUGGCCCAGAUGUCCAUCAGCCCGAGCCCACACCAUGAACCUCUCACUCAAGCUCCAGCCUCAGAGUCCCAGGCAUCUGACAUUGAGUCAGUGGCUAUGACCAGCCCUGUUUCAUUGGUCAGACAGAUGUCAAUCUCUGCUUCUUGCUCUAGUCCCGGCCCCAGUCCAUCCUCCUUCACCUCCUACCCCGGCCCUGCCUCAGAAUCCCAUGCUUCUGACACUGAGUCAGUACACAUGAUGAGCCCAGUCUCUCCAUGCAGGCAGAUGUCCAUCGACUAUCCUGACAUUGAUGUGCCCCCUAGUCCCCCCAUGCCGGGCAAGGACUCCAAGCUCGGCCAGAAUGGUUCAACAGGCUUUUCUUCACAGCCCACAGGUGAGCCUAACUCCAAUGUCGACCGCAGCACUCAGACCACCUCAGACAGCCUUCAGGGACCUUUGCACUUCCCAGCCCCAGGUCCCUCCCAUGAGUCUGCAGCUGGAAGCCCCACCCCCCUUUUCAGCUACACCCAAGAAUCUGGAGCUGGAGGCCCCACACACCUCUUCAGCCACACCCACGAGUCUGGAGCUGGAGGCCCCACCCACCUUUUCAGCCACCUCCCUCUGCACUCCCAGCAGCCAACCCGCUCUCCGUACAGCAUGGUACCUGUCGGUGGCAUUCAGCUGGUGCCUGCUGGUUUGGCUGCAUAUUCCACCUUUGUGCCCAUCCAGGCUGGGCCUGUCCAGCUCACCAUCCCAGCUGUCAGCGUUAUCCACCGACAGGCUAGCAGUCCUCUGCCAGCUCCCAACACCCCGCCACGGCCAGAGGGUUCACCCACGCAGCCCCUGGUGGUGCAGGAUCCUGUCAGCAGCGUCCUACCCUGCUUCCCUCUGGGCCAGGUGGCAGGGCUUCAGACUCUUGGGGCUCCCCAGGCCACACUGCAGCCUGUGGGUGUGGAGACACUGAGUGUGGUUGGUCUGGCUAACUCCACUCAGCUUGUGCCUCAGCAAAGCCUGGCACUAAAUGCAGCUUUGGGUGUGCAGGUGCUGGCUGCCAGCCCAGCGCCUCAGUGCAGCACAGCCUCCCCGGCUCACAUUCCUGGCCUGCAGAUCCUCAACAUUGCCCUACCUACACUCAUUCCUUCCCUCAGCCCUCUCUCUACUCUCAGCCCACUCCCUCUGGUGCCAGACAAGUCCUCAGUUACCCUACCUUCUCCAGUAGUGGAGUCUACCCUCGACACCUCUCCCUCCACUAACCCACCCACAGCCAGCUCGAGAGCUGCACCACCACCACCACCACCAGCUGUAGUGGCAGUUCCAGUCACUAUAACGCCCUCGGUGGAAGUGACUUUGCCAAGCAAGGUUAGCUCAAGUAGAGAUGACAGCAUGUUAAAUUCAGCUACAGCAGAAAAUGUGACACCAGCACCACAACCGCACCCCUCCUCAUCCACUGAGGGUGGGGGUGAGUGUGCCCGUAAAGCACCAGCAGUAGGGGCCAGUGAAACAAGACCGCCAAGGCAACCCAUCACCAGGCAGUCAGUUACUGAUGACUACAAUGAAGCCUCCAGUGAUGACGAAGAUAGACUUGUCAUUGCUACCUGAGAGUCCUUGAUGGGAAGUCAGUAUGUCUUUCUUUCUGUUGAUCUCUCUCUUUCUGUCUAUGGUUUUCUCUCCCUUUUGUAAAACUUUGUCACUUUGUAAAACUGAAAACACUCAAGGGGCAGGCAACUUAACCAACCCCUAUUAAAGCACAUUUUCUGACAUUCAUAAUUGUACGUGCAAUCAUAAAUAAUAAUGAUGAUGAUGAUGAUGAUGAUGAUGAUGAUGAUGAUGAUGACCAAUUUUUAUUUUUUACUUUUUGUGAACUCCAGGCUGUUUCCUUUUAUUUUUCUUUUUUGUACAUGUUGUAUAGACAAUUGUGCCUUUUGGGAGUUCUGUUUAGGAACCUGUAAAUAUUAUCUUACAAAUUUAGUAGUUGCUUGUGUUAUUUUAGCCUAGAGGAAAUAGAAGAAAAAUUGAAUGGAGAAAAUUAGUUUUAUUUUUAAAUGUUUUAUGUCAAUCGUAAAUUUAUGUUAAAAAAUGAAUAAAUAAAUGUUGUACUGAUAUAUUUCUAGGGCUUUGGGGGCCUGACCCUGACCCUGACUCUGACCCUGUGUCUGUGUACAGAUGUUGUGUUCAGGGCUUUGGGGCAGUGUUUCUGUGUACAGAUGUUGUGCUCAACUAUUUAUUAUAUUCCAUCUAGUGCCCAGGUGAUCUCCAUAAGUCCAUAGAUAUGUGUAAAAUGGUGGCUUUACAUUGAUGUAUCUACACAAUCAAAUGUAUCAGUAAAACUUUGUUUACAAGUGUG